UUUUUUUAGCGUGAUCUGGCAACACUGAGUUUCUGGCCUUACGAGUCAACAUCAGCUUCCUGAGCUCCGUUUCAAACACGCAGCUGGACAAAAAUGCUGGUCCUUGUGUUAGGUGACCUUCACAUUCCCCACCGAUGCAACACCUUGCCUGCCAAAUUCAAGAAGUUGCUAGUGCCUGGCAAGAUUCAGCACAUCCUCUGCACGGGAAACCUGUGUACAAAGGAGAGCUACGACUACCUGAAAACACUCGCUGGAGAUGUGCACAUUGUCAGAGGAGACUUCGAAGAGAACCUGAAUUAUCCAGAGCAGAAGGUGGUGACAGUGGGGCAGUUCAAAAUCGGUCUGAUCCACGGACACCAAGUGAUCCCGUGGGGUGACAUGGCGAGCUUGGCACUGCUUCAGAGGCAGCUGGAUGUGGAUAUCCUCAUUUCUGGUCACACACACAAAUUUGAGGCUUUUGAGAAUGAAAAUAAAUUUUAUAUUAACCCUGGAUCUGCCACAGGGGCAUAUAGUGCACUGGAAAGCAACAUCACACCAUCAUUUGUUUUGAUGGACAUUCAAGCGUCUACAGUGGUAACGUAUGUCUAUCAGCUCAUUGGAGACGACGUCAAAGUCGAGAGAAUCGAAUACAAAAAGUCUUAAAGAAUGCGGAUACUGUCAGCUGCCUUCUUUCAGGAUGCUAAUCUCGUCAUUCCCUCUCACCUGAACGUCACAAAUGCUGUAUCAUAACGUUACGCUAUAUUUUAAUGUAAUAUAUAAUACUGUUUAUAUGUCACCAGAAUGUCAGCGUUUUGGUUUCAGCAGAUGGUUGUUGAGGAUGCAAUAAUGCUGCAUUAUUUGCAUAAUGUUAGUGCGAAUUAGUCUUCUAAAUAUGUUAUGUGCCCUAUUAAUUUUUCAAGGCCCAUGUUAAGUCAUCUUUCUUAAAAUAAAACCCCACAUCACAUAAGCAGUGUAAUUUUGUUUUUUACUUUAUAAGAAAACACAGAAUGCACAUUAUUAAAAUUACUAUUUUGAAAUGUCUGGAACAGCUUUUUACUUAAAACCGGAUCGUGUUGGGUAUGUUUGAAGAAUGAUCUUGUUUUCACAAAUGCCAAAUAAAACAUAGAUUGAUGUGUUAGCUAAGGAUUAGAAAGUCCUCAUCGUCGUCUUCCGAUUCAUUGAAAGACAGGCCACUCAUGUGUCCAGCAAGAUAAGAGUCCAUUUCAGUCGCCUCCCAUUCAAAGUCAUCUUCCCACGGAUGUGAUUCUGGAAAUUUAAGUCCGUUUGAAUAAUGUUUAGCACAAAACAUGAACCUGACUUGUUUGUAAUAUCGGGAUUGUAAAGAAUCCUGUAUAUCGCACUGUUUGUAGUCUGUAAAGUAUCAAACCUACCCUGUGACGAAGCAUGUUUUGCAAUGGCAGUCCUUCUAUUUCUCGAAUGAAUUGUGUUUGAUUUUGCAAAUCCAGAGGACAUUCUGUGUAGUAGUUGAAUAUUAGGAUCACAGCUAUUUCUUUCAACAGUGUUUUAACAUUUAACAUAAGUGGCAUCAUUUUCUUACCUUUGAUGCUUGACAAUUUUAGGUAAAGUUGUUUUCUUGACUUUCUCUGAAGUUGAAGAUCUUUUUCCACUUUCUUUUUUCUUGCUCGUAGAUGUACUUUGAGAAUUUGUCCUCGGCUCCUCUUGUGGGGUGCAUGCUGACAUCUGCAGCUUAACGUUUAGAUUCACAUUCGCAUCUGGCACUAAUUAUGAAGUAUAUUAAAUUAUAUGUUACAUAUUUCAUUGUAAUGAAAAGUCUUGCUAAUACAAGUAAAUAUGCUCAUGUUAUAAGAGGCGAUGGUUCACCUGUCCUGAUACAGCGGUGUAAAACAUUCAUAUAGUGUUGACAUAUUAACUGCCGCAUGUGCUCUUUACUGUAGGCCUCUGCGAUACUAUACAGAAAACGCUUCUGUCCGGGUGUCAGGCCUGGGUGCUGAAAAUAAAGUUAAUAUGGAUUUUGAGUUACUUGGCAUAAGUUUCUUAAUGGCUGCUGAACCAGUCCUAACAUUGUAAUUUUAUCAGAUAUCGGAUAUAUUUAUCAAUUCAUUGAGAAAAAAAAAGUUUUGAAUAAAUAUGUUUUUUAAUGUUGUUGUAAUAAGUCAACUCAAUCCGAGCAGCUGAGUCCUCCAUCUUCAAAAGUCAGCUAAAAACACAUCUCUUCCAUCUUUAUUUGAACCUCUAACUCUAGCACUCUUUAUUCUAAUUCUGUUUUAUCUAUCUGUCUUCUUUGUAUCUAUCUGACCCUCUAACACUAGCUUUCUUUUUUCUUUUUUUUAUCUACUUGUUUUCUUUAAAAAAAAAUAAAAACACUUGCUACGUGUACUGCGUUUGGCUAA
Molecule: messenger RNA, 2351 nt
Organism: Onychostoma macrolepis
Lineage: Eukaryota; Metazoa; Chordata; Actinopteri; Cypriniformes; Cyprinidae
Gene: vps29
Product: VPS29 retromer complex component
Exons: 4
Coding region: 94-642 (182 amino acids)
Biological process (GO): retrograde transport, endosome to Golgi; intracellular protein transport
Cellular component (GO): retromer complex; endosome
Source: RefSeq, a predicted model, not a curated record